AUGGCCAAGUUUGGUUGGAACAAAUCGAUCCGGAAUCUCACCGCGAUGGCUAGGGGUAAUCGUAGCACGAGAAGGAAUGCAAGGGAAACUGUUGAGGAUUCUGGUGCUAGUGCGGCUGGGAAUGUUGCUGCCGACCACGAGGAAGCACAGAAUGUGGAGACUGUUGUGAAUGUGAACGCAGCAGUAACUGCUCAUGCUACAGCUGGGGCUGUUGCGGCUCCUAUUGGAUUAGAAGCAGUGUUGGGCAUGCUGGCUCAAGUCUUGGCAAGAUUGCCGGCUGCUGCACUUGCGCAAGUGGUACCACCUAUUGUGAACAUUGAGCAGGUGGUGGAAGAUGUGGACAUGGAAGCUAGAAUGCUUGAGGAAACUAAGUUGAUGGGUGAAGGAUUGCGAGUUCAGUCCGGAAUUGUUGCUGGGAAGAAUAAGAAGUGGGUCAAGAACGCCCCUUCGGACAAGUCAUCUGCGAGUCGCAGUGUGUGUUCGACUUGCGGAAAGAUGCACGUUGGAGCGUGCAGAGCUGCUUCUGGUGCGUGUCACCAUUGCGGUAGUUUGAAUCACAAGGUCCGUGAUUGCCCUGAGGAAGAUCAGAGGGCCAAGAAUCCGGGCAAGGAUGCUGGGGAACGGUUGUGCUAUAACUGCGGAGAAGCUGGGCACUUUAAGAAUUAG
Messenger RNA from Arabis nemorensis, 666 nucleotides. Lineage: Eukaryota; Viridiplantae; Streptophyta; Magnoliopsida; Brassicales; Brassicaceae. The record is from the annotation of a GenBank genome assembly.